AUGACUCUAUUCUAUACUGGCACACUUCAGGAAGGCAUAGCCCUCGCAGUCCAAGAGGCAAAAGCUGUUGUUUGCUUCGCCCGAGAUGAAACCGAACUAAGCUCAACCUGGGAGGAUGACUACUUUUCUGAUGCAGAGGUAUAUGAGCCUUCAAGUACCCUGUCUCACUAUGUGAUCGCCCAAGCCCUCCACGAUAAAGCGAUCACCUUACGCCUCAGUUCUGGAACUCAGGAGGCUGGAUUUCUAACUUCAUUCUGUCCAAUCUCGAGCUUUCCAACUAUUGUGGUCAUCAAAAACGGCACAUUGCAAGAGUUUAUUACAUCGGAAGUAUCCAAAGAUGACUUUUUGAACCGAUUGAAGGUUGCCCUAGAGGGUAAAUACGCUCCUCCUGUGGCCCAGCAACCGCAGACAAAUGCUCCAUCCACCAGCAAUGACACUACCACUUCUUCAGCCACCUCUGCUACAUCAUCUACUCCGCCUCCUAUCCCGAACCAACAACCAGUAUCGCAACCUACGACGAGACCACCCCGCCCCCAAGCUCAACCUCAGUCUGGGCAGUCUUCGUCACCAUCAAAGCGUUUACCCCAGAAAGAGGACAAAGCAGAGAAGCCCAAGCCGAAACAAGAGAAGCCUCGCCAAGAACCUAAGCCUCGAGCCCCCGCGAAACCAGCCGUUACCAAGGCCACCAAGCAACCGAAAGAAGAGCCAAAGCCACAGCCAGCCGUUCCUAAAGGACCACCGAAGGAAUAUCGCCUCCAAGUACGACUAUUUGACGGCAGCUCCGUCCGUUCAACAUUCACGCCCAAACAAACAAUCGGCAAAGAAGUGCGAUCCUGGCUAGAUCAACAACAACAAAUGACCGACGAAAACCGCCCGUACAACCUAAAGCAUAUCCUAACCCCGCUUCCGAGUCGAACGCUGUCCGUCGGGGAGGAAUCGCAAACACUCGAAGACCUAGGUCUCGGCUCAACGGCAAAUCUAGUCAUGGUCCCUGUUCAAUCGUUCACGUCGGCCUAUACUGUCUCCGGAUCCAGUCUUCCCGUUCGUGGAAUUUCCGCCGUCUACAACACAGCAUACUCUGUUGCAAGCACUACUGCCAGCUUCUUCGGUUCAAUCGUUGGAUAUGGUCAAAGCCCACCGCCACCGACAGUGCCGGAGCCGACUCCGAGCUCUUCUACGUCUGCUCCUACUCCUCGCAAUAGACGGCCAUCGGGACCGAAUAUUCGGACGCUACAUGAUCAACCAAAUGAUGGGAGAGAUAGUCAGUUUUAUAACGGGAAUCAGUUGAAUUUCGAACCCCGGAAUCAAGAUGGGAACGGCCGUUGA
Penicillium manginii is the source of this 1326-nucleotide messenger RNA. RefSeq names its product UBX domain-containing protein. The transcript has 5 exons. The coding region runs from base 1 to 1326 and encodes 441 amino acids. Gene Ontology annotation, molecular function: protein binding. Lineage: Eukaryota; Fungi; Ascomycota; Eurotiomycetes; Eurotiales; Aspergillaceae. The record is from RefSeq and is a predicted model, not a curated record.